Messenger RNA from Manis pentadactyla (Chinese pangolin), 3089 nucleotides. RefSeq names its product solute carrier family 15 member 2 (gene SLC15A2). Gene Ontology annotation, biological process: oligopeptide transport; transmembrane transport. The transcript has 22 exons. Gene Ontology annotation, molecular function: dipeptide transmembrane transporter activity. The record is from RefSeq and is a predicted model, not a curated record. Gene Ontology annotation, cellular component: membrane. Lineage: Eukaryota; Metazoa; Chordata; Mammalia; Pholidota; Manidae. The coding region runs from base 136 to 2352 and encodes 738 amino acids.
UUGCUUUGGGCCAGGCAGCUGCUGAAGCUGACUCCCACAGGGUUAAGCUGAGUUGCUGAAGCCAACCCCUCUUCUCCUCCCAGUCCCCGUUUUCACAGUAGGCUGGCAGCUGUCCCAACUGCCUACCGGAGCCAAAUGCUUAAGGAGAGAAAGGAGCCAGCUAUGAAUCCCUUCCAGAAAAAUGAGUCAAAGGAAACUCUUUUUUCACCUGUCUUCACUGAAGAGGUACCACCUCAACCCCCGAGCCUUCCAAAGAAGCCACCUCCGAAAAUUUGUGGCUCCAACUAUCCACUGAGCAUUGUCUUCAUUGUGGUGAAUGAAUUCUGUGAGCGCUUUUCCUAUUAUGGCAUGAAAGCUGUGCUGACCCUGUAUUUCCUGUAUUUCCUGCAUUGGAAUGAAGACACUGCCACAUCUCUAUACCAUGCCUUCGGCAGCCUCUGUUAUUUCACUCCCAUCCUGGGAGCAGCCAUUGCUGACUCAUGGUUGGGAAAAUUCAAGACAAUCAUCUAUCUCUCCCUGGUGUAUGUGCUUGGCCAUGUGAUCAAGUCUGUGGGUGCCUUACCAAUACUGGGGGGACAAACAGUACACACGAUCCUAUCAUUGACUGGCCUCAGUCUAAUAGCUUUGGGGACUGGAGGUAUCAAACCCUGCGUGGCAGCUUUUGGUGGAGACCAGUUUGAAGAAAAACAUGCAGAGGAACGGACUAAAUACUUCUCAAUCUUCUACCUGUCCAUCAAUGCAGGGAGCUUGAUUUCUACAUUUGUUACACCCAUGCUGAGAGGAGAUGUCCAAUGUUUUGGGGAAGACUGCUAUGCAUUGGCUUUUGGAGUUCCAGGACUGCUUAUGGUCAUAGCUCUUGUUGUGUUUGCAAUGGGAAGCAAAAUAUACAAAAAAUCACCUCCUGAAGGAAACAUAGUGGCUCAAGUUCUCAAGUGUAUCUGGUUUGCUCUUUCCAACCGUUUCAAGAACCGUUCCAAGGACAUUCCAAAGCGACAGCACUGGCUGGACUGGGCAGCCGAAAAAUACCCAAAGCAGCUCAUUAUGGAUGUGAAGACAUUGACCGGGAUACUAUUCCUUUAUAUCCCAUUGCCCAUGUUCUGGGCUCUUUUGGAUCAGCAGGGCUCACGAUGGACUUUGCAAGCCAUCAGGAUGAAUGGGAAUUUGGGUUUUUUUGUGCUUCAGCCGGACCAGAUACAGGUUCUAAAUCCCUUUCUGGUUCUUAUCUUCGUCCCAUUGUUUGACCUGGUCAUUUAUCCUCUCGUCUCCAAAUGUGGAAUUAACUUCUUAUCACUGAGGAAAAUGGCUGUGGGUAUGAUCUUAGCAUGCCUGGCAUUUGCUGUUGCAGCAGCUGUAGAGAUAAAAAUUGAUGAAAUGACCCCACCCCGGCCAGGUCCCCAAGAGAGUUUACUCCAAGUCUUGAAUCUGGCAGAUGAUGAUGUGAAGUUAACGGUGCUGGGAGACAAAAAUAAUCCUCUGUUGGAAGAGUCCAUCAAAUCCUUUCAGAAAAUGCCACACUAUUCCAAACUCCAUCUGAAGGCAGAAAGCCAGGAUUUCCACUUCCACCUAAAAUAUCACAAUUUGUCUGUCUACACUGAGCAUUCUGUGGAGGAGAAGAAUUGGUACAGUCUGAUCAUUAGAAAAGAUGGAAAAAGUAUUUUCAGCAUGAUGGUGAAGGAUACAGAAAACAAAGCAAGCAAUGGGAUGACAUUUGUGAGGUUUGUUAACACUUUACAUAAAGAGGUCAACAUCUCCCUGGACACAGAUAUCUCCCUCAAUGUUGCUGAAGACUAUGGUGUGUCUGCUUACACAACUGUGCGAAGAGGAGAAUACCCUGCAGUGCCUUGUAGAACAAAAGAUAAGGACUUUUCAUUGAAUUUGGGCUUACUCGAGUUUGGUGCAGCUUAUCUGUUUAUUAUUACUAAUAGCACCAAUCAGGGUCCUCAAGCCUGGAAGAUGGAAGACAUUCCAGCCAACAAAAUGUCCAUUACAUGGCAACUACCACAAUAUGUCCUGGUUACAGCUGGGGAGGUCAUGUUCUCUGUCACAGGACUUGAAUUUUCUUAUUCUCAGGCUCCCUCUAGCAUGAAGUCGGUAAUCCAGGCAGCCUGGUUGUUGACGAUUGCGGUGGGGAACGUCAUUGUGCUUAUCGUGGCGCAGUUCAGCGGCCUGGGACAGUGGGCUGAAUUCAUCUUGUUUUCCUGUCUCCUGCUGUUGGUCUGCCUGAUCUUUUCCAUCAUGGGCUACUACUAUGUUCCUACAAGGACAGAAGAUAUUCCGGAGACAGCAGAUAUGCAGAUUUCCCACAUCCAAGGGAACAUGAUCAACCUUGAGACCAAGAAGACAAAGCUCUAAUGGCUCCCUAGACUCUGCCCAGACCUCAGCUCCUGGCCCUGGCCUUGGCCAUCACUCAUCGUCAAGCAUUGUUUUCUCCUACUUAGCUAGGGAGAGACUACAUUAUCUGAGCUGAUCGCCUCCAUUUUUCUCCCAUAAUAGAGGCAGUUCUAGGACAGGAUUUUCUAUUACAUUAAAGAGCAAGGCCCCUGAGACUAUGUCUUCCCAUUUACCAUGAAACUGUAAAGCUUGUGUAGUGUUGCUAAAAUUGUCCCGGUAUUUCCAAAUGGCCAUGAAAAACACAAAUGUGUAAUUGAGAUUAGUCUCCAUGGGUAUGCAACGUUCUAUAAGAAUUCCUUUACCUGUCAUUUAGAACUGCUGACCCCACUUCUUUAGAUGCUGAUUUAGGAGCAAAAUUGCAGAGUAACAGAGAAAUGGCAUUUCAGGUUUCCUUAUAAGCAGUGUAAAUGUACUAUUCACUAAGACCUCAAGAAUUGGUACAUAUGAUCUGUGAUCUGGUCCAGGGGCCAGCUUGCCAGCUGUCCAGGUUUGAUAAGACCUUAGUAAAUUUUUCAGUACAGAUGGUAGGAGACAGAAUAUUUUAUUAACACACAGGAGGAGAUAUGUCUUUCUGAUAACUACAGUAUCUUAUCUACUAAUUCAAACACCCCUUUCUCAGUACUGAUAGGUCUUUGGAAACCCAAGUAAAGAUGGUAAACAUGGUUCUGGAAAAUAAAAACAAGUACAAACUGUACAAA